This is a messenger RNA of Cylicostephanus goldi, 696 nucleotides long. NCBI's taxonomy places the organism in Eukaryota, Metazoa, Nematoda, Chromadorea, Rhabditida, Strongylidae. The record is from the annotation of a GenBank genome assembly.
GAAUAUCCCAUCGAAGAAAACACCGUCUCUGAGCUGUGUCGUGCACUCCUCAUGAGAAGCAUGGGUUUGGAGGAAGAAAGCAAUUAUGCUGAUGAUGAACAAAACGCACAAGAUGAGGACGCCGAUGAAAAUGCAGUGGAAAGUGAAAGAGGAACACCUGGAACUCUUGAUGUCUCACAGAUCGACGUCGAUGUUUGUCAGACGCUUCUUGAUCGUUUUGCGCCGGACAAAGAAAUCUGGGAACUAACGCCGGAGGACCAGCUAGGUGUACUAAACCUUGAGUACAUUAGUGAUCAGGGAGACACAGGCCCAGUACAGACCUUGAAGGGUAAAAUCAGCAAAAUCAAUGAGCAGGUCAACUCAUGGCAAGAAGAACUGUCGAAAAUUCCUGAAAUCGAGGAAGUUGCUGACAUAGCUCAACUUUCUCGAUCUCAAGCUCGCGAAAGAGUUGAACUGCAAAAGAAACGAGAUACUCUGGAAGGGAAGAUUGAGGACAGCAAGAACAAACUCGAGGAGUUACUGGAAAAAUUAGCGCUUGAAAAAGUGAUGAAAAGUCAAUCACGGCGUAUUGCUCCCAUGGGUCAAGACCGCCAUUUUCGUAACUACUAUUGGUUUCACGGAAACACUGGCGAUGAUGGAGUUUGGAUCCAAGAUGUGGGUAUACACGCGCAUCUUCUAGUUCAAUCUUAUUUCUAA